GUCAGGAUACCUUGCGCUCUGAACAGUAAUGGCGAACCCCAGAUGAAUUACGUGAAUGGGGCUUUGACAUGUCGAAUGAAGGGGGUCUAGUUAACGUAAAACAUGGCGGCCCCCAGUGUGGUACACAUGUGUCGGGUCUGGAUGUAAACAUUGACCUGCCAGAUGCAUUUUCGAUUAAAAACGAGCUUCUCUCGGAAGAUCAACUUGUUGAACAAAAAGGAAUACAAAAUGGCGACAGCCUGCACUUUCUAUCAUCGCCAUCGGACGUAGAUUUGGAUAGCUACGACAGAGUUGUCGUUGAAAACAGCACAGAAUGGCUGAAGUCGAGAUGCAGAAAUAUAGAAAGUAUAGAUUUUGAAAUUCCAACAAGUGGGAGCGAUGGAAUUGAGUUAUUUGGUGCCUCGUUAUCUGACACGGGAGAUCUGCCGCUCUGUCCGGAAGGGUCGGUCCUUCCAUUGGAGACGUCAUGUCUGUUACUGGGAGGAACGAGUGGAUCUCUAUUGUCCACAGCAAACUCGGGAGGAGUCUCUUUAGCAAGUUCCACAAUUUGUUCCAUAUUUUCUCAUCCACAGCCCAAUGACUGUAGUACAAGUAUUACUGACAAGGAUGUCUCAAUAUUUGAAGAUAAGAAUAAUAUGUUGAUGACUCCCCAGGAACUGGAGAGCAUGCCAGACAGGGGUUUAGAGUUUGAAGCUUCAGUGGGGCCUAAAAGCUCCAGUCUGGACAUUUUCUCAAAGUCACCAAGUGACAUCUCUUCAUAUGUUUCAUUAAAAAACAAGACUACGCAAGUCACUAAACUAGCGCAAGCAGUCAGUGCUUCAAACAGUGCAAUAACUGUAACAAAUAGUAGUAAACUGAAUGUUGUUCAAGUCCACCAACCAAUGAAUAUUCAAAAUGUCACACCCACAAGUCUCGCGUCAGGCAGUUUACAGAUUGUGCCAAAUCAACUUAUCACUUUUCAACCCCCCAAAACUGAUGGGAGUAGUGAAAAACCAGCCUCAGAAAUCAAAUUUGUGCCAGUGCAGAACACUACCCAAAUUCUUGUCAACACCAGUCAGGGGCAGCAACUCUUGCACAUCAACUCCAGUCAACUUCCUGGGAGUGAUUCCAUGACAAGAUUGAUGCCUGGAAAUCAGUUGACGAAAAAUAUUGACAGCUCUAAAGCCCCACCCGUUCAAACAGGUUUUCUGAUAUUGCCAGCUAAUCCAGGAGGAAGCACCAUUCUAACCACAAAUUCGGGUGAGGCAGGAGGUCAAACCGUUAUAAACGUGGACACUUCCGCUGCUAAGCCUCCCAUGUUUUUGAAGAACCCCAUCGGAGGCCCUCACAAAUGGGUCUACAUGUACCUGUGUACGCACCCAGGAUGUGACAAAAUUUUCAGGAAGUUAUCCAAAAUGAGGAUACAUCUGAUGAGUCAUACUGGGGAGAGACCGUUUAAGUGUAGCAAGCCAGGCUGUGAUUGGGCAUUUACUACUUGCUACAAACUUAAGAGACAUGAAGAAUCUCAUCAAGGAAGGAAAGAUUUUCAGUGUGAUUACCCCGACUGUGGAAAGAGGUUUGCCACAUCUUAUAACUUGAAAUCUCACAAGAAAUCUCACGAGAAACCAUGUGAGCCUUGUUUAGAACCAGGCUGUACCAUGAAAUUCCCAAAUCGUAGACAGCUGAACCUUCACAUGAAAACACAUAAUGGAUCUGAAAAGAAAUACAAGUGCCCAGUAGAUGGCUGUGAUAAGACCUUCUUCUCCCCUCACUGUAUGGGCUCGCAUCCACGCACCCAUCAACAGGACCGGGACUUUAGGUGCAAUUACGAGGGGUGUACCAAAGUAUACUCUACAGCGUGUCGCCUCAAGCAGCACAUGAGAUCUCACACCGGGGAAAAGCCAUUCGUCUGUUACUUUGACAAUUGUGGAUGGGCAUUUACCACUGCAAGUAAGCUGCGACGUCAUCAAGCCAAACACACAGGUCUGCGCAAAUGGAAAUGUCCAGUGGAGAAUUGUGGACGUGCGUUUAUGAGAUCGGAGCACCUGAAAGGUCACAUGAUAACACACAGUGGAAAGAAGGCGUUUUCUUGUCCAGUUGAAGGGUGUACUGCAAAAUUUGUUGCCAAAACAAGUUUGAAAGUUCACAUGAAUCGUCAUGAAAGUCAGAAAGUGGAAAAGAUAGCAUAUCACUGUCCUAUAGAAGGAUGUAUGAAGAAGUAUUUUUUGAAGUCCAAACUUCGAGAACACAUGGUUCAGAAACACUUGAGCAGCAUAUCCAGCAAUGGUCAGGUCACCCAGCUGGACCUGGAGCCCCUCUUAGGGGGAGAACUACAUGACAUUGGAAUGUUAGCCACAAACUCGGAAGCCAAAACGGUGGUCCAGACUGUUCAGAUCAACAAUCCUGGCGGAGGCCAAAAUGAGGAACAGUCUGUCCAAUCAACAGAACCAAAGACAACCACAGCCAUGCUGACCAUCCCAGCAUCAGAGCACUUGACCAUUGACCCCCUGGAGUUUAUCACCAAUCCUGCAGAUUCUUCUGGAGAAAUCCCACAGAUCAGUCAGGCGGUACUGAACCAGCUGAUGUCGGGGUUAGAGAAGCCAGAGAUGACUACUAAUCAAACAGCUGACCACACUCAAAGCCUGGCCAGUCCAGUGGUGCUGGAAAACAGUAGCGGAUCAGCCCGCACUGACUAUUUAAGUAACCACAACCUUAGCUACCGAGCCAGACAGAGGCGGCAGUUACUGAAGGAGAAAACCUCGUCUGCUGCCAAAAACCAGGACUUUGCAGAUCAAGAAAAUUCAGACGAGAGUUUGAUUGUCCAGACAUCUCCAGGGUUUAUAAAUCCAGAGGAGACAGCCCUACACAGUGCCCCCUCCGACAGAGUGACCUUCACCUCCCCGGCCGAUUCCCUGUCCACUCGGGGGAUCACCUUUAGAGACCCAGAGACAGGGGUCAUGUACAUACAAACACAACUUCUACAGGAUGACCCUCCUAGUACAGUAACGGACUUGUAUCCUGACGAACAAGUGUUGGGAAGUGAAAUUUCAGAUCUGACUGAUAAUUCUUCUACCAGUCUAGACCAGUCCAUUCAAGAUAAUGAGUUCACGGGUUCUACCAUCAACUUUCAGGAUCUCCAUUGACCAGUGUUAAAGGAAGGCAAACUUGGAAGAACAGAUCAUGAAAAUAAAAUGAUAUUGUGAAGUCUGUUGUGAAUCUUGCAGUAAAUCCAUUGUGUUUCUGUAGCUGCCGUCUGUGAUGCAACCUACAGGUACAUUAUACUCGUGUUUUCCCGAGAUUGAAUCAGAUGCAAGAAAUAUGGAAGACUAGUAUCACAUAUAAAACUAUAUAGGGCAAAAUCCGGGAAUUUUCUGCCUGUGCUUUGAUGCAUUUUUCUGACAGAGAAUUCCGGUGUAUGAUACAUGUGUUUAUUGAAUAUCUGUAUCGGUUUGCUUUUAAAAUUCAUGUCAAAUUUUAAGUAUUGCUUUCAGAAUGCAAGGCAAAUGUAUUCUAUGAAGUUGCAAUAUCUGCCACAUGCAUGUUUACAUUACAGCUUGAAAUCAAGUUUAUCCUUGCUACUAUUGGUUUUGUUUUCAAAUUUGAGUACAAAAAGUCCUUGAAAGUGUUGGAUCAGUCAAGCUGUUUCCAUUCUGUGCUUGUGGUGGUCACAUGUAACAAUAGCUUAAAUAUAUAAAACAUGUAACUCUGCUCUGAUGUACUAUCAUCCCACAUUACUAAUACAAGUAAGUUACAGAGUGUGUUAAUUUUUAUACGUCUGUCAUUAGACGGGACGUAUUAUGUUAUGGCGCUGUCCGUCCGUCCUGGGUCAUAUUUUCCGGACUUUAUUCCGUAACAGAUGCAUGUACAACUUUGAAAUUUGGUCACAAUAUCUCCCUCAAGAAUUGUAAGAGUGAGUUUGCAUUUCAGCUGGAUUGGUCCAUCCAUGACCUACUUUAGGGCUCUAAGUAGGUCAAACAUUUUUCCAGACUUUUUCGUUACAGAUAUAGAUAUUGCCCUGAAAUUUACACAUAAGCUUCCUCUUGGAGGAAUACGAGUUCAGUUUGCAUUUCAGCUAGAUUGGUCCGUCCACCCAUGACCGACAGUAGGACUUAAAGUAGAUCAAACAGUUUUCUGGGCUUUUUUUCACUAUGGAUACAGAUAUUGCCUUGAUAUUUAGUCAAAGGUUUCCUCUCAGAGGAAUACAAGUUCAGUUUGCAUUUUACCUGGAUUGGUUCAUCCUUGACCUACUUUUGGACUAAAAAUAGGUCAUACAGUUUUCCAGGCUUUUUUUCCAUUACAGAUACAGAUAUUGCCCUGAUAUUUAGUGAAAGGCUUCCUCUCGGAGGAAGACAAAUGCAGUUUACAUUUCAGCUGGAUUGGCGCACAAUGAUUUACAGUACUUUAGGGGUAGAAGUAGGUCAAACAGUUUUCCAGAUUUUUUUGGUAUGGUCACAGGUAUUGCUCUGAAAUUUAGUCACAACCUCCCUUUCAGAGAAAUACAUAAUCUGUUUACAUUUCAACUUAAUUGGUGCACCAUGACCUACUUUAGGGCUAAAAGUAGAUCAAAUGGUUUCCUGGACUCUUUAUCAUAGGUCCAACAUUUUGUUUAAAUCUCGCUCUUGGAGAAAUACAUAAUCAGUUCACAUGUCAGAUGGAUUGGUGCACCAUGGCCCACUUUAAGGCUUUUCUAUUCAGAAUGUGUGUUGUAUCAAUUCAGAGUGCACAAUAUGCUUCCAGGUUGAAUUUCACUGAGUCUGUCCGGCGGGCGUAUAUUGUACUGUUUGCAGUACUCUUGUUGUAAAAUACAAAUAAAUUACAGAGUGUGUUAAUUUUUGUACAAUACAAAUAAAUUACAGAGUGUUAAUUUUUGUACAAGGUGUGGGAGAUAGAUUUGGUAUUGUUGCAUUUCUUGCAGAGUAAACGUAUUAUUAGAGCCUCUGUUGUCCUGCAGCAUUCUUAGUGGCAGAGCCUCUGUUGUCCUUAGUGGCGAGUAUUGUAUUAUUGUUGUUAACUGUUAUUGUAAUAAAAACCUGAAUGGUACAUGUA
This is a messenger RNA of Ostrea edulis (European flat oyster), 5025 nucleotides long. Its product is annotated as zinc finger X-linked protein ZXDB-like. The record is from RefSeq and is a predicted model, not a curated record. Gene Ontology annotation, cellular component: PcG protein complex; transcription regulator complex. Gene Ontology annotation, biological process: regulation of transcription by RNA polymerase II. Lineage: Eukaryota; Metazoa; Mollusca; Bivalvia; Ostreida; Ostreidae. The coding region runs from base 69 to 3122 and encodes 1017 amino acids. Gene Ontology annotation, molecular function: DNA-binding transcription factor activity, RNA polymerase II-specific; RNA polymerase II cis-regulatory region sequence-specific DNA binding. The transcript has 14 exons.